AGCAGCUCACCGUGACAGCAUGACGCCUUCACUGGGAACAUCACUCCUUAUACUUCUCACUGCUUCGGCAGUUGAGGCGGGGUGCCCUUCAAAACACCCGGCGGGGGAGGAGCAGACCGACCUCGUAUCUGGUGUGAAGGGAAUGACGUGUACCGACGUCAUGACUACUUGGAAGGGAAGAGGGCCUAUCGUUCUCGCUUACUGCCAGGCAAACGGCGAGUGGGAGCCUUCUGACGUCGCCUGUACAUCCUUGAUGUCAAAGAGAAGAGGCUGCAGCGACCCUCCUCCAGUCCCUGCAAACACCAAGGAGAAACACACCUUUAAGGACGACAACAAGGUGGUGUACGGCGUGUAUUAUACGUGCGAUAAACUAGCCUGGUUAUCCGGGGAGCCAGGGAGACUGACGCAGUGUGUAGAUGGUGUUUGGUCGGCGGUGCUGGAUUCAUGUGAAGAAGAUUGCGAGUUUCCCCGGGACUGUUACGCCAUCUCCUUCAUGGGUUUGGUAGAGAGUGGUAUCUACGUUAUCUUGCCUUCAGGCGAUUCUUCCGAUUCUACAGUCCAGGUGUAUUGUGACCUGAACGACACAACUGUUCCUGGAGGCAGCGGCUGGACCAACAUCUUCAGGCAUUACUCAGGGCUGCAAGACUUCAAUGAUCUACAGUUCUCGGACUUCUUGACAACGAUAGGGAGCGCGGAAGCAUCUGAGGAGUCGAGUUACUUCAUUGGUCUGGAGGCACUGGCAGCCCUCAACCGGAAGCCGGAUGGUAAAGAUCGACCUGGUGUUGAGGUAAGGUCCUGAUGGAGGUCCUGUCAGUGCUACUACUACUACUACUAC
Messenger RNA from Homarus americanus (American lobster), 835 nucleotides. RefSeq lists its product as uncharacterized. The transcript has 6 exons. NCBI's taxonomy places the organism in Eukaryota, Metazoa, Arthropoda, Malacostraca, Decapoda, Nephropidae. Bases 20 to 799 code for a protein of 259 amino acids. The record is from RefSeq and is a predicted model, not a curated record.